UGUACUCGAAUCCAGUUUGUACCGAGAUGGCGAGUGGAGGUGCAUGUUAGAAGAGAAGGAGCAGAAGGAAGAGAAGCAUAGUGAAUGAGUGCGUCGCCGAAGAGAAGAACAGUCCAUCGAGCACCGAUCGUAACGGUGGAUGAUCAUCAUCUGCAUCGUCGGACGAAGAAGUGAAGCAGCCGUCGUAUCUCGGCCAUCGUAAGGACAACAACUUACAAGAAAAUAUAAUAGAAGUGCGUGUGCGAAUGGUGCGGCAAAUCGCUUCCUAUCAAAAACCACCAUCACCGGCAGUUCUUUCUGCAUCUGAAGUGAAGCCAUCCUCAUCCAAAUCCAGAAUCUCAUGAUAAUGCAGUGGACCAGGCACCGUUUGAAAUCAAUACUUUAAGAACGUGAUAUACCUGAUAGUUUAGCUGGAAUCGAGUUUGUCGGGAAGAGCUGAAAAUCAAAAAGGAAACAUGGCAGUGAAGGCAUUCAGAAGGAUAUCGCCGAAAGCUUUCGCGCUCAGCGCGAUCUUCCUGACGGUGCUUCUUUGUAUCUACUAUGCGAGCAACUCCAACGAGUCUAGGUUGGAUGCGAGAUCGCAGGAGGCGGCCGCCCUCGUCGGCGAAGGUGUUGGCAAGGAAGAGUCCAGAUCGGAGGACGGUUCGAAGAGGAAGACGAGCAGGCAGUUCGAGACGUGCCCGACUCUGGCACCGGCCGAGGUCGACGUCAAUACCGUCGACGUCUUCAAGGACUUCGAAUUCCAGCCGACGUGGAUGAAAAUGAAGGAAUACUGGGAUAAGCCGUUCGAAGACCGGUUCGAGCGCCAGAAAAUGGAUCCCGAACGUCCGCCGUUAAAAGUGAUAAUAGUGCCUCAUUCGCAUAACGAUCCGGGCUGGCUGAAGACCUUCGAGAACUACUUCCAUUAUCAGUCCCGACCCAUCAUGAACAACAUGGUGAUGAAGCUGCAGCAGCACAAGAAUCUAACGUUUAUCUGGUCGGAGAUAGCGUUCUUGAACGCCUGGUGGGAGGUGGCGCACCCCAGCAAACAGCGGGCGCUGAAGGCGUUGGUCAAUUCGGGACGUCUUGAGAUCACAACCGGUGGAUGGGUGAUGACCGAUGAGGCGAAUGCCCAUAUGUACGCGAUGAUCGAUCAGCUGAUCGAAGGGCAUCAAUGGGUGCUCACGAAUCUUGGCAUAAAGCCGAGAUCCGGAUGGUCCAUUGACCCGUUCGGUCACGGAAGCACUCAGCCCUACCUGCUGGCAGCAUCCGGUGUCAAAGGCACCAUCAUCCAACGGAUCCAUUACGCGUGGAAGCAGUGGCUGGCGCUGAAGCAGUACGGCGACUUCAAGUGGGUGCCAAAUUGGGGCGGAAACAGCGGAACGAUCCUCACCCACAAUCAACCCUUCGACAUAUACUCGAUAAAGCACAGCUGCGGUCCUCAUCCGUACGUCUGCCUGAACUUUGAUUUCCGUAAGGUGCCCGGCGAAUACACGGAGUAUUCUGUUAAGGCGCAAGCGAUCACCGAGAAGAACGUGAAGGAGAAGAGCGAGCUACUGCUGGAGCAGUACUCGAGGACCGGUUCUCUGUUCCCGCACAACGUCGUCCUGAUGCCUCUGGGGGAUGACUUCAGAUACAACGUCGCUGAGGAAUGGGACCAGCAGUACACAAAUUACAUGAAACUGGUCAACUACGUGAACGCCAACAAAGAGACGUACAAAACGGAAAUCGUGUUCGGAACGCCUAAGGACUACUUCGAUGCCAUCUUGGAGCGCUACGAUCAGUUCCCCACUCUCCGUGGAGACUUCUUCGUCUACUCGGACAUAUUCUCGGAGGGCAGACCGGCCUACUGGUCCGGAUACUUUACGACUAGGCCCUUCAUGAAAAUCCUCGACAGAGAAUUGGAGAACAGCCUGAGGGCUUCGGAGAUCCUUUACACAAUAGCAAUAAACAGUGCGCGCCAGAAGAAUAUUUUACCGUACCUCAAGAUCCUCGAAAGAGAUUACGAGAAAUUGGUGAUGGCCAGAAGGAAUUUGGGUCUAUUCCAACAUCACGACGCCAUAACUGGCACCAGCAAAUCCUUCGUGAUGCGCGACUACGGUCUGAAACUGUUCGAGAGUUUAAGGGACACCGUCAAGAUCCAGCAGAACGCGCUGCAAAGUCUGAUGCUGACGAAUCCGAUCAAAUCAGAAAGAAACGUGGUGCUCAGCGAUUUGGAGCGGGACUCUUACGAGAAGCUCCCGAAGAAGACGAUAAUAGUUUUGGAGACGGGAAAGUCGAGGAAAAUAAUUCUAUUUAAUUCGCAGACGGAGAGACAGGAUCAAUACAUCCAGUUGAGGGUCAACAGCCCAGACGUGAGGGUGCUGAACAGCAACAACGAAGAGAUCCAGAUACAAAUAAACCCAGUUUGGAAUUACACCGACAACAGACUGUUCAUAUCGCCGGACGAGUACGAGCUAGUCUUUGUAGCAUCUCUACCACCGCUCUCUAUAGCUACUUACAACAUAACGUACAAAGUUUCGGAAGAUCAAUUGGCGAUGAUCUACUGCAAUCGUUGCCACCGUAAACCGAAUGACGAGAACUUCCAGAGCAGCAAAUUCAUAAUCAAAAAUACCCAAACCGGGGAUGUACAAUUAGAAAAUCAAAAAUUCCGUAUCUUAUUUAACGGAAACACCGGCUUCAUGAAGAGCAUAACGCGAAAGGCGACGAGGAAGACGACGCAAUGCGCAAUUCAAUUUGCCGCUUACAGGAGCGCCCAAUUCCACUCCGGCGCGUAUCUCUUCAUGCCGGACCCCAACGAAAGGGAAAUCGAGAAGGAUGUCUUGCAACAGUACAAAGACCAGCUGAGCAUCAUCAUAACUUCAGGUUCGGUUUCUAGCGAAAUAACUGUGAUCUACGGUCCGUUCCUCACUCACACGGUCCGUAUUUAUCACUUGGAUUCACCCAUCUCCGACGGCAUUUACGUGGAGAACGUGGUCGACUUUGAGAAUCCGCCUAAGAACAGGGAGACGGAGUUGUUCAUGCGUUUGGUGACUGAAAUACAGAACGGAGAACCGCCAGAGUUUUACACGGAUUCGAAUGGUUUUUCGAUGCAGAAGCGCACCAAAGUCGAGAAGAUCGGCAUCGAAGGAAACUAUUUUCCAAUUACGACGAUGGCCUACAUUCAAGACGAUGCCAUGAGAAUCUCGCUGCUGACCAACCAUGCUCAAGGUGCGGCCAGCUGGCAGCCCGGAUUCCUCGAGGUGAUGCUGGACAGGAGGACGCUUUACGACGACUCCCGAGGAAUGGGCGAGGGCGUUGUGGACAACAGAAAGACCACGCAUAAAUUCUGGAUGCUCCUCGAAGACGUCUCACCGUCGAAACUGAAGAAGGAAAACACCCGUUUCGAGAACACCGAGUACGGUGAUACUCUGCGCACCUUCAACGGCAACGAACCGAUGAAGAUCGAAUCCUACUCAAGACCAUCUCUGUUUGCCAAUCACCAAUCGAACAAUCUGAACUAUCCGUUCAGCGCGUUCAUCCUGGAGGAGGGCAUCGAGAUCCGUGAGGACGUGAUCAAUUUGAUCAACGCCGAGUUUCCGUGCGACUUCCACUUGGUCACACUAAGGACGCAGCCGGAUCCCGUUUACACUCAAUUCCCCUCGAACAGUGCCCUUCUGGUCAUGCACAGGCAGGGCUACAUGUGUUCGGUGAACCAUAAUUACACGUGCCAAGUGAGCAGCCUGAAAUCGGGCGCCAACUUCAACAUGGUUCGGGUCAAGUCGAUCACCCCGACGACUCUGACGGGAACGGAAACGACGGGCGAUUCCAUCAAAGACUUCUCCGACAUCAACAUCAGCACCAUGGCUUUGCAGACGUACAACAUUACUUUCAACUGAGUUCGAGUUACACUUUUGUGAUCCUAGAUUUUAACAAAGAAUGAAAAUAACGAAACAUGAAUUUAAAAAAGAAAAUAAAAAAAGAAAACGCUAAAUUGUAUAGUAGAUA
Molecule: messenger RNA, 3966 nt
Organism: Nicrophorus vespilloides
Lineage: Eukaryota; Metazoa; Arthropoda; Insecta; Coleoptera; Silphidae
Gene: alpha-Man-IIb
Product: alpha-mannosidase 2
Exons: 4
Coding region: 456-3857 (1133 amino acids)
Biological process (GO): mannose metabolic process; protein deglycosylation; N-glycan processing
Cellular component (GO): Golgi membrane
Molecular function (GO): alpha-mannosidase activity; carbohydrate binding
Source: RefSeq, a predicted model, not a curated record